UUUCGCUUUCUUCUACGCGUACUAAUAUCUUGCUUGCUUCUUCAUUACCAGAUCCUCAUCCUAUAUCAUCCUCGUAUUCUGGUUCUUGACUUUGCGCAAACAACGGUGGCGGAGAAAACGGCAGAGCGUUCUAUUGCAGAAAUAUGGGGAAGAUCUUGAAAUCUAAGUCUUCUUGGCCAAGAACCGUCGUUAGGAAGUGGCUAAACUUACGUAGCAGCUCUAACGAGUUCCACUCCGAUUACCAAGUCGAAGGUGGGAGAUUGACUUGUGAAGUGAUGGAGCCAACUCAGCCGAGGAGAAAAAGUUGCUCUGACGGUGAUUACUAUUUGAUCGUACCGGGAAAGUUUCCAGGUUGGUUGGGCCAAACAAAUGGGGAUUUAGAACAUGUGACACGUAUUGAUGACAAGCUUGAUCUCAAAAUGUUCGUCGGGACAUGGAACGUGGGAGGGAAGUCGCCACAUGAUGGAUUAGACUUAAAAGAUUGGCUUAAAUCUCCCGCCGAUGCCGACAUUUACGUGCUAGGGUUUCAAGAAAUCGUGCCGCUAAAUGCCGGUAACGUACUUGGAGCAGAGGACAAUGGAAAUGCGGCUAAGUGGUUGUCUCUUAUCCGAGAAGCCUUGAACCACAACAACAACAAAUUAUCGCAAAAUGACCUCGAACUUUCUAAAAAUCACAGAAACUACUUGGAACUUGCUAAAUCAUCACAACAGCCUCGUCACAGCUUGUCCAGUCUCCCGGAUGAUAACCCAUUUGCAUGCAAUUUGACUCCUCUUAAAAGCUAUUCCCUUGCAGCGAGUAAACAGAUGGUGGGGAUAUUUUUGUGUGUAUGGGUAAGAGAUGAUCUCCGGAAAGGUAUUAGCAACCUCAAGGUUUCAUGCGUUGGUCGUGGCAUCAUGGGAUAUCUUGGAAACAAGGGCUCGAUAUCUAUCAGCAUGUCAUUGCAUGAGACGAGGCUAUGUUUCGUUUGUACGCAUCUAACGUCUGGAGAAAGAGAAGGUGAUGAGGUCAGAAGGAACUUAGAUGUGACCGAGAUAUUAAAGAGGACCAGAUUUUCGCGUUCUUCUAAAGAUUCUCAACCUGAAACAAUAAUGGACCAUGAUAAGGUAAUAUGGCUUGGAGAUUUGAAUUAUCGGCUACGAACCAGCAGUGACGUGCAUGUACAGCUUAUGAAUCAUGAUUGGAAAGCGCUUCUAGAAAAAGAUCAGUUGAAGAUAGAACAAAGAGCUGGUAGAGUUUUUCAAGGAUGGGAAGAAGGAAAGAUUUAUUUCGCACCAACGUAUAAGUAUCGUGUUAACUCUGAUAAUUACGUUGUGCAAACCGAAAAAUCAAAGGAAAAGCGCAGAACACCAGCUUGGUGUGAUCGAAUAUUAUGGAAAGCUGACGGGAUGACACAACUUUGGUACACGAGGGGAGAAUCAAGAUUCUCGGACCACAGACCGGUUCAAUCACUAUUUUCAUUUCAUAUUGAUUUAACUCAGAAUCAAUCAAACCGAAAAACUAGAUCGAUCCACCAAAACCAUCGUCCCAACCCGGUCUUGUCUUACACAUGCCAUGGGAAAGUCCAGGCAGAGGAGAUCUUGUUACUCACACGUGCACAAAGUUGUAUAGACACACAACCUAGACUUAUAUCGUCUGCGUCAUGAUUCGUUAGUUUCUUUGUUUUUGUUAUUUUUGGAUGUUUUUAUGUUGGCAAAGAAGAUACGAACAUGGAUUCCUAGGAUUGCAAAAUGGAGCUUUAUUGGUAAAAGCACGAUUGUUAAAUCAUUUUAAUAUUAGCUAAUUAUGGUGUAAAAUAUAUAAGAGUUUAAUUUAUAAAAUUUGGAGGUUUGUUUUCGA
Molecule: messenger RNA, 1836 nt
Organism: Raphanus sativus (radish)
Lineage: Eukaryota; Viridiplantae; Streptophyta; Magnoliopsida; Brassicales; Brassicaceae
Product: type I inositol polyphosphate 5-phosphatase 8-like
Exons: 9
Coding region: 144-1643 (499 amino acids)
Biological process (GO): phosphatidylinositol dephosphorylation
Molecular function (GO): phosphatidylinositol-3,4,5-trisphosphate 5-phosphatase activity; inositol-polyphosphate 5-phosphatase activity; phosphatidylinositol-4,5-bisphosphate 5-phosphatase activity
Source: RefSeq, a predicted model, not a curated record